Messenger RNA from Ilyonectria robusta, 1095 nucleotides. Its product is annotated as nucleophile aminohydrolase. The coding region runs from base 1 to 1095 and encodes 364 amino acids. The record is from RefSeq and is a predicted model, not a curated record. NCBI's taxonomy places the organism in Eukaryota, Fungi, Ascomycota, Sordariomycetes, Hypocreales, Nectriaceae. The transcript is spliced from 2 exons.
AUGCACAACUCGUCCCUCGCAGCCGCAGCCGGCCUCAUCGCCAGCGCCAUGGCCUGCUCGCGCGUAGCCUACAAGGCCGGCGGCGCGAGCAACCGCAUCACCAUCGGCCGGUCCCUGGACUUUGUCGUCGACACAAACACCACCAUCUGGGCCUUCCCCGCGGGCCUGCGGCGCUUCGGCGGCGUCUCGGGCAACCCCUUCACGUGGAGGUCUCGCUACGGCUCCGUCACGGCCGUGGCGCUCGACGAGGUGUACACCGAGGGUGUCAACUCCGAGGGCCUCACGGGGAGCGCCAUGUACCUCGACCAGAUCGACUACGGUGCGCGCAUCGGGAGGGUACCGGGAAUGUUUGUCGGCGUGUGGAUGCAGUACUUCCUCGACAUGUAUGCCACUGUCGCCGAAGCCGCCAAGGACUCCUGCCCCAGCGAGGGUGGCGAGCAGAAGUUUCAAGUAGUAGAAACCUCUCUGAGGCGAGAAUUCUCCGCCGGUGUGCACCUCUCAAUCUCGGAUACAAAGGGAGACAAUCUCAUCCUGGAGUUCGUCGAGGGGAAGCUCAAGUGCCACCACUCACCCAACUACACUGUGGUAACCAACGAGCCGUCUUUCGCCCAGCAGCUUGCCAUUGACGCGUACUGGAAACCUCUCUCCAACUACACUCUCCCAGGCACUUCCACACCCGCAGACCGCUUUGCCCGUCUAUCGCACUACAACCGCAUCAUCCCCCCAGCCGUCGACCUCGAAAUCGCCAUAUCCAACACCGCGGGAAUGAUCCGUGCCGUCAGCACACCCAUAAAAGACCAAGACCUAGAAGAAGAUGAUAAUGAAGAUGAAGAUGAAGAUGAAGAUGCCAGCGCCCCAGAGGUGUGGCCGACGCUGUGGCGCAUGUUCACCGACACGCUAGACAAGAUUGUCUUUUACGAGAGCGCAACGAGUCCCAUGAAUUUCUGGUACGAUGUCGACGCGCUAAAUUUGACCAAGGGCGCCAGCGUAACAAGGCUGUCCCUGGCUGAUGUGUCGUGGCGGAAGAGAGUUGGAGAUGUGACUGACAAGUUCGAGCCGGUUCCAGAUAAUGAAUGUAUAUGGACGGUUUGUUGA